AUGCCUGCUCAAAUCGCAGCCUCCAUGACGGGAAGCAUCCCCAUCCACAUCGCCGAAGACCAGGCAAACGGCUAUCGCAAACAACACAAGCACUCCCGAUCUUCGUACUCCGAAGCGUCGCCUCUUGCUGGCUCAAGAAACAACUCCCUGACCUUCCGCCCGCCCAAAAGGCUCAUGUCAUCCCCAAACAAGACGAUUGCCAUCAUCAACGCCAGCGGCAGGCAGGCGGCUUCCCUUAUACGGGUUGCCACCGCUGUCGGCUACCGCGUUCGCGCCCAGCUGAGGAAUCUCGAAGGCGUCGUCGCGGCCGAGGUGUCUGCCAAUCCUAACGUGACCGUCUUUGUUGGCGAGCUUUACACGAGGCACGAGCCCACAGAGGCGAAUAAGGACGUCACGCAGAAUGGCCCAAUCUCCGGCGUCGGCGUCAACCACGAGCUCAUUUCGAGCCUCUUCCGCGGGGCGCAGCUUGCCUUCAUAAACACGACCUUCUAUGGCGACGAGCUCCAAAUCGGGAUGGCAUUGGCAGAUGCCGCUAAGAAGGCCGGCGUCCAGCACUACGUCUAUUCUUCCAUGCCCGAUCAUGCGGCCUACAGCAAAGAAUGGCCGUCACUACCACUUUGGGCUGCGAAGCACAAGGUUGAGGAUUACGUACGAAAGCUGGGCCUGCCCGCCACGUUCGUCUACACGGGCAUUUACAACAACAAUUUUACCUCGCUGCUGUAUCCGCUUUUCUGCAUGGAGCUGCAGAAGGACGGCUCCUUCAUCUGGCAGGCACCGUUUCACGAGGACGUCAAGCUCCCCUGGCUGGAUGCGGAACACGAUGUCGGCCCGGCGGUCGUGCAGAUCUUCAAAGACGGCGUUUCCAAGUGGAAUGGCGAACGUAUCGCGCUCGCUUACGAGUACCUGACGCCGAGAGAGGCCUGCAGGCUGUUCUCACGUGGCGUGGGGCGCCCUGUCCAUUACGUGCGGGGCCCGAUAGAGCUCAAGGUCCGCAUCCCGACAGGCUACCGGGAGCAACUUGAGGCUCUCGAAAAGCUGUUCAAGCCAGACGAGGCCGAUCCCAAGAAGCAACCGCCGUAUUUCGGCGACCCGAAGCUCGAGGCCAGCUGUCCUGCGGAGGCCUUGGAGCUUUGGGAAGGCCCCCGUGGACUCGAGGAAUAUGCCCGAGAGAUGUUCCCACUCGAGGAGGAGGCCAACGGCCUUACAUGGAUGUUUGAUGACGACGAACACGAGGCCAAGAUCCAGGCGACUGCUACGCACGUGGAGCAGCUACGACUUAACGACGAUGACGAGGAGGAGAGCGAUGAAGAAGACGAGGGCCUGGUCAUGAGAGGCUUGAAGCGAGACGAGGAGCAAUGGCUUGCCUAG
This is a messenger RNA of Purpureocillium lilacinum, 1368 nucleotides long. RefSeq lists its product as uncharacterized. The record is from RefSeq and is a predicted model, not a curated record. Gene Ontology annotation, cellular component: nucleus. Lineage: Eukaryota; Fungi; Ascomycota; Sordariomycetes; Hypocreales; Ophiocordycipitaceae.